Messenger RNA from Bursaphelenchus okinawaensis, 4484 nucleotides. The record is from the annotation of a GenBank genome assembly. NCBI's taxonomy places the organism in Eukaryota, Metazoa, Nematoda, Chromadorea, Rhabditida, Aphelenchoididae.
AUGAACACGUCCUUCAUAUGGGUAGUCAUGUUAUUCAUCAUUAUGCCGGUGAGUGUUUGGUCGUUCAAAUAGUUUGGUGUUUUAAAAACUUUACUACCAUAUGUUACAGUAGCUUAGUAGUAAAUUGUACAAAUACUUCUGUGCCUUAAAAACAUUACUGUCAUAUGUUACAGUAGCAUAGAACUAACACGUUCAAAUAAUUCUGUGCUCUCUAAUUUAAAAAAUUUAAUUUGAAAGGGGCUCGGAAUUAGUUGAACAACCUAAUUUUAUUUUUGUCUUUGAUGACAUAUACAUUGUCGUAGGGUUGGUCUUCGUUGUCAUAUGUAUUGUCAUAGGUUUUGUCAUUGAUGACAUAUACAUUGUCAUAUUCUUCAUAAUGUAGCUGUUUUUACUUCUGUAUACAUUUUUGAGGACUUCUGACGUUGUUUUAGCAUCUUGAGUAUCUUGAAGUACCUUCUCUACAACUUUUGUAUAUUUUUUGAACUUUUUGGAAUAAUGGGAAGUAUAAUAUGUAUAAAAAAUAGUACUUUUUUAUGUUACAGUGGCCUAAAAUAAUCAAUUUUUGGCUUAAAUUUACAAUAAUCUAGGAAAAACAACUUUCAAAUUUUAAAAUCUUAAAAAUUUUCAAAAUACCAAAAAGUAUUACCUAAAGUUCGUUUCGAGUGUAACAAUCUCAAUUUGAGUUUAAAAUUGGUACUAAUGGUAUUAAUCAAGUCUUCGUGUACUCAAAAACGUAACCUCCGCUUUUACUACGUCACAACCCUACUGUUAAUUACACAUUUCAUUGUUACGAGUCCAAGCUUUCACUUCUACGUCAAAAUAUUCGUGUGGUAAACUGAUUUUAAAUGUUACUUUGGCUUGCAUGAUAAGUCCUGGCAACAUAUUAUAUGUUAUAGGUUAGAGUGACAUAUAGGGUUGGGAAGGGGUUGGAUUUUAGUAAAAGGUGUUUUUUGGUUCUUUUUUGAUGGGUACGCCAUUCUUUUUGCAUCAAAAGGUCGAUAUACGCCAUUUUUUCGCAUCAAAAGGAAUAAUAUAGAAUAUAGCAAAAACUACAGCAUUUUUCAUAUAUCAUGUUUAUAUGUAACAUUAGGUUCUUCAAAUGAUUCUGAGUCUCUUAAUUCCAAAAAUUUGUUUAGAAAGGUGGCUCAAAAUUAGUUGAACAACAAUAAUUUUAAAAUUUCAUUGUAUUUAAAACUUUUGAUUUGAAAACAUUUCCUUAUGACAAACAUAUAUGCCAACCCUCUUAAUAAGCUACAUUUUCUGUCAUAACCCUACUGUUUGUGACCAAAUGUAAUAACAUAGCAAAGUAAAACAAACAAUUUUACGUAAACAGUAGUGAAUCGCAGUUAAUUUGGCUACUGAAUGAGGGUUGAUUGUAGAACUAAAAGUAACAUUUUAAUACUCGUCUAAUUCAUAAUAAACGUCUGGAAAUGUGUUUAGGUAAUCAUAUUGUUAUUGCUAAUCAAAAACAAUUUUAGAGAAAAAAAUUUUAAUUUUAAAAAUAUUAAGUUGUUCAAAUAAUUCCGAGCUCUUUCUCAAAGAAAUUUUUUGAGGUUAGGAGGCACAGUAUUAUUUGAACAGGCUAUCAUUUUUUAAAAUUUUUAUUGUUAUUAGGUAUCAAUAGGUAGUACUGUACUCACUCUUAGUCAAUAAUUACACUUACUAAGCCAAUUAUUACAGCUAAUUACCUUGCAAAUGACAGUGUAAAGUUUACUGUAGCUUUUUUAAUUAACUCUUGUUUACAGUGGGCUAAAACUUAAUAUGAUGACAUUAUAUAAAGGCUGUCAUAUUGCAGUUUCGUGCUUAUUCCAAAAGGUUUUGGAAUAACUAUACUGAGGGGGAUUAUCACAUGUUGUAGUAGAACAUUGUAAAUUGGGCUAUUUCGGUUUGUAGAGUACUGUAAUUUCUGAAAAAUAAAGAUUUAGUUUACUGUAAAGUUAAAAAAAUCUCUUCCAAGGUACUAUGUAGGUUCAGCUUCUUGUGGUUACUGUAUUUCAAUUAUAUAUAGGCUACUUUAUAAUAUUAGUUAAGUACUAGUGAAUUAUACUUUACUAUAAAAAUAUUAUAUAUUUUAAAUUUGACAUCAAUAACAAUACCAUUACAGGGGAUCCCUGCCGGAUCAUCACGCUGCCACACCUGCGAAAUGGACAAAUUCGAUCAGUACAAAAUGUUUCGCCAAAACCAGAUCCUCAACGAUCUAUUAAAGAAGCUAGAGCUAGCGGCCAAGCCAAAUGUCACAAUCGAUUAUGACAAUUUGCCACCGAUCGGUCGACAGAACCCUCGGAUCCGAGCGUUGAUCGAGCAGACGAUAAGGGAGAAGAAGCGAAGCAAACGAUCGCUGCCUAGUCUCGACAUGGACAUGUCCCAUCUGUACGAGACCGAUUCGCAGACUGUACCAACUAGUACCUUUUUUGUUGCUGAACCAGCGCCAUGGCCUGUUGGGGAGGUGGGUAGUGCAGUUUCGAAAUUUUUUUUUAUAAAUUUUAAAAGAUUUUUUAAAAUUUGAAUUUACUGCAACUUAUAUGUGUAUUGUUUUAGCCUUAAGCCCCGGUUAAAGUCGAAAAAAAUUCAAAAAAAAAUUUUUUUAAUUUUUUAGUUUUAGUUAACAAAAUUUUUGAAAUUUACAAAAUCUGUAAAAAAAGUUACUUUGGUAAUUUUCAGGCUAUUGACAUAUCAAUUUUCCGUUUAAACAAAUCACUUCGCCGUAAAUAUAUCUACACAGCUACCUUGCACGUCUACAUGAAGCGACCCAUCAUUCUGAGGUUGUCCGAACAGCCAGUAACGUUAAAUGUGUAUCAGCGGUACAUGAAUGGAUCGGUAAGGGCGUAAACAACAAUUUUAAUUCUAAAAAUUUUACUUUUUUGAGAGAUUUUUAGGGGUAUUUAAUUCACAUAUCGUAUUUUACUUUACCAAUGAUUGUCACCCACCUGCAGGCAAAAAAUACGUUGAAAAAAAAUUAUUUAAAAUUUUAUUUUGAGAAUUCAAAGACGAAUUUAAUUCCACAAAGUUAAAAAACAACUAUACAAGUUUAUACAACAUAAUGCUUUAGAUCGGAGACAAACUAGCCACUAAGUACCUGACAGAAGACCUAGAUGACAAACGAAUCAUCGCUCCAAUCUCGGUCAAGCUGGACGGUCAAGAUUUUCAAACGUGGCUAGAAGAACAGGAACGGCACGGUCGAGAACCUGUCGUUGCAUUAUACGCUGAAGUCAUGUACGAUGGUGAGAACUUGGUAUAUCAGCCACGAGAUGGGUCGGCUACGGUGAGUUGCGACUUUUUGUUUUUUAAUUGACUCACAUUUUUAGAUUGGAUUUUUCAGUUAAUUAUGUGCCUCUCUGAAAGAAAAUUUUUAGAGUAGAGGCACAGAAUUAAUUGAACAACCUGUAGUAAGUGGUUUCACAAAUACUACUAUGUAGAGCUCUAGAAAUAAGCAAAACAAGCAAGACCUAUGUUACAGUAGGUAUAGAUUUUGAAAGAACUCAAGUAAUCAAAAGCUUUUUUAAAAUCUUGUUAUCUAAUGUAAAUAGUAAUAACGUUUCGUAUUUAGCGUAACUUCAUUAUUAAUACUUUGUAGUUUGAAUUUCUAAACUUCUUUUUUGAGAACUUGAGCUUAAAAUGCAAAAUAUUAUUAUACCACCCCCAAGCAGGCUAAUCGUGUUAUACAAGGCGCUUGGAACCGAUUUAAUCUUGUUUGGGAUUAAAAAUGACAUAAACUUGCAAGAUACUAACAAAUACGCUUACUGUAGAGAUAACACAUUUGUCAUCAAAAGCUAUUAGUUAUAUCUAAAAUGGCAUAGAAAGUUCUAAAAAGUUUUUUUGAAAUUUUAAAAACUUUUUUUUAAAUUUCAAAAAUUUUAAAAUUAGUUUUUAAAUCAUCAUUGAACAAUAGUUACAAAUUACAGUAAUAACAACAAUAUUUUAGAAUCAAUACCUGGAGUUUGAGAUCUUUGACAUGCCUGGUCGAAGUCGUCGCAGUACUCCUAAUGUAUGUCAUGCCGGCCAGAACGAGACUAAAUGUUGUCUAUACGAUCUCAUAAUCGACUUUGAAAAGGUUGGAUGGGAGUUUGUCAUUGCUCCGAAAAGAUACAACGCCUACAUCUGUAACGGCGACUGUAAUGCUCAAGUAAGGGAAAUUUUACUGGUUUCAGAAAAUUUUGGUUAAUAGUGACCUUUACCUUACAAUUGCUUGUUAGCUUACAAAAGUUACUGUAAGGUAAUGUCGUACUAUAACUUAAAACUCUAUAAACCCUUGUAACGUAGCUAUAAGCAAAAGGAAAUUUUUACAAUUUUGUAAAUUUCAGAGCCAAGGAAUGCCAUUGGUAUCAACACACGGUUCAAUGACGGCCAAAACCCAAACCGACUUCUUCCAAUGUUGUCAUCCCAAAGACUACACCGGUGUAACUAUCGUGUACGUGACGGAGAGUAACCAGAUAUGGGUCAAGGAGGUGCCAGGAAUGGUGGCACGCAAAUGCGGUUGUGCUUAA